AGAGCGUAGCCUACCUUCUAGAAGGUUGAGUGUGUUGUGUGGGUCUUAUCGUGAGAUUGUGUAUUAUUUAAAGUUAUUUUAAAAUGGCUAAGUUCGAUUUGACGCCUGUAAUGGCACCUUAUUUAGAUGUCCAUUUAGUUUUUCCUUUGAUGGAAUUCAUUUCAGGAAAAGAGAUUUACAAUAAGCAAGAAUUACUCCAAGCGAAAUUGGACAUUUUGAGUAAAACUAACAUGAUAGAUUUUGAUAUUGACAUAAGAAAAAUAUUAUAUCCUGAUGAAGGUGUUCCUGAAUUUUUGAAAGUAAAAAGAGAGAAAGUCAUUACAGAAAUGCAAGAAUUACAAGAUGAAGUGACUUCACUACUUAAAGUUAUCACAGAUGAUAGUAGUGCAGCUUUAGAAACGAUGAAGGACCCAAAAGCUUUAACAGCAUAUUUAGCGAAGGAAAUUGAUUUUAAUAUCGAAAUGAUGGAAAAUAUCUAUAAAAUCGCCAAGUUCAAAUAUGAGUGUGGUAAUUACUCCAGCACAACAGGAUAUCUGUACUUUUAUCUGCUUGUUAUGCCACCUACUGAUAAGAAUUACUUGAGUGUAUUAUGGGGUAAACUGGCUGCUGAAAUUCUCAUACAGAACUGGGAGACAGCUCUGGAGGAUUUGAACAAGUUACGAGAGUUCAUAGAUUCGACGACGUUUAGUUCUUCAUUACAGCUCCUACAACAGAGGACAUGGCUGAUCCAUUGGAGUCUGUUUAUAUUCUUCAAUCACCCCAAAGGAAGGGAUCUUAUCAUAGAUAUGUUUUUAUAUAGGCCACACUACUUGAAUGCUAUUCAAACAAUGUGUCCUCAUAUCUUGAGAUACCUGGCUACAGCCGUAAUUAUUAACAGGUCUCGUAGGAGUGCCCUUAAAGACCUUGUUAAAGUUAUUCAACAGGAAUCUUAUACUUAUCGAGAUCCAAUCACAGAAUUUUUGGAACAUCUUUACGUCAAUUUUGAUUUUGAAGGUGCCCGUCAAAAGCUUCAUGAGUGUCAAAUGGUAGUCUUUUAUGACUUCUUCCUUGUCGCCUGCCUAGAUGAAUUUGUUGAAAAUGCCAGGCUCAUGAUUUUCGAAACUUUCUGCCGGAUUCAUCAGUGCAUCAGUAUAGGAAUGUUGGCGGAAAAACUUAACAUGAAUCCGGAUGAGGCGGAAUGCUGGAUUGUGAACCUGAUCAGAAACGCUCGCCUGGACGCCAAGAUAGACUCUAAACUGGGUCACGUCGUCAUGGGCACCCAACCUCUGUCGCCAUACCAACAGCUGCUGGAGAAGGUUGAUUCACUGUCGGUGAGGUCUGAAGCUCUGCAAGCACUCAUUGAGAGGAAGCUGAAAGCUAAGAAUCAAGAUAUGCGGUGGGGUACUCAAGCCGAACAGUUUAGCUGAACAUCGUCGAAUCCAUAUAAAAGUGUAAAAUAAUAAAUACAUUUUUUUGUAAUAUAAUUAAAUAUUUUCUAUGUG
Messenger RNA from Nezara viridula (southern green stink bug), 1481 nucleotides. The record is from the annotation of a GenBank genome assembly. Lineage: Eukaryota; Metazoa; Arthropoda; Insecta; Hemiptera; Pentatomidae.